This is a messenger RNA of Letharia columbiana, 1071 nucleotides long. RefSeq lists its product as uncharacterized. Bases 1 to 1071 code for a protein of 356 amino acids. Lineage: Eukaryota; Fungi; Ascomycota; Lecanoromycetes; Lecanorales; Parmeliaceae. Gene Ontology annotation, biological process: retrograde vesicle-mediated transport, Golgi to endoplasmic reticulum; Golgi to plasma membrane protein transport; Golgi organization. Gene Ontology annotation, molecular function: phosphatidylinositol-4-phosphate binding. The record is from RefSeq and is a predicted model, not a curated record. The transcript has 4 exons. Gene Ontology annotation, cellular component: trans-Golgi network; cytosol; Golgi cisterna.
AUGGCGUCAGCCGGCGGCUUGACUCGUCGCCGUGGCGCUGGGGGAGGGGGUGGAGCCUCCGCGUCUACCGCUGAGGAUGGAGAAGACGCAAGCCGAGUCAGCUCCCCAGCGCCAAAAGCCUACAACGACCGUGCACCAGAAACAUCCUACACAGGCGGAGAGAAUGGACACAAGAUAGCUUUCGAUCCACGGGAUAUAAGUGAGAGUGAGGAGCGGAGCAAGCAGCCUAAAUUGACGCUCAUGGAGGAGGUGCUGCUGAUGGGGUUGAAGGACAAGCAGGGCUAUCUGUCGUUCUGGAACGAUAACAUCUCCUACGCUCUAAGAGGAUGCAUAGUCAUCGAGUUAGCUUUCAGAGGCCGCGUGAGCAUGCAAAAGGACUCGUCGAGGCGGCGCUUCCCGUUGGCAGACAGGGUCAUUGAGGUUAUUGAUGACAACUUGACUGGAGAAGUCCUCCUGGAUGAGGCAUUGAAGAUGAUGAAGUCGAGUGAGAAGAUGAGCGUUAGUUCGUGGAUAGAUCUGAUGAGUGGGGAGACAUGGAAUCUCAUGAAGAUCGGCUACCAGCUAAAGCAAGUACGAGAGCGCCUCGCCAAAGGUCUUGUAGACAAAGGCAUCCUGCGCACCGAAAAGCGCAACUUCCUCCUCUUCGACAUGGCCACCCACCCAGUCGCGGAUGGAGGCGCGAAGGACGAGAUUCGAAGGCGGGUCCGCAACGUAUUGACGAACCGGACGGUCGUCCUUCCACCCAGCCAGUUCCUCCCCGAAGAAAUGGAGUUCCGAUACAUCAGAACGAUUGCGAUGGUAUGCGCGGCCUAUGCGGCAAAUGUGUUGGAGAACGCUUUGGCAACUCUAGGUCAUGAGGCCAGAGAAAGGGCGUUCGCGCAGGUCGAUGAACUAUUGGCGGAAUACUCGCAGUGGCCGUUUGGGAAGCGGACGGGGGGCGCCCAGGGGAUAGGGGCAAACUUGGGGCAAGUGAUUACGGAUGAGGUCAAUAAGAAUAAGGACAGAGAAUUACAGCUUGAGGUCGUAGCUGCUUGCCUGAGCGUUUUCACCCGGCUGGAUUCGUUGUUAUAA